AUGGAUCAUCAGCCAGGACUAGGAGAGAUGCUAAGACUCUUUUGGUCAAUCUUCACUCAUGCCGUUCUCCUCUCCUGCAUGGGUUCACACCUCUCAUCCGCCACCUCCAACCCUGGAAACCACUCGGAUCUCCUGGCUUUGCUCGCCUUCAAAGAUGGGAUAACUCAAGACCCACUUCGCAUCAUGAACUCUUGGAAUGAUUCUCUCCAUUUCUGUAAGUGGACCGGAGUGACAUGCAACCUGGCAACCGAAAGAGUUACUGUUCUCAACUUAGAAUCUCAAAGGUUGGUUGGAUCUUUGUCUCCUUCUAUUGGAAAUCUUACUUUCCUUUCUUCAAUCAACCUUCAAAAUAACAACUUCCAUGGCGAGAUUCCUCAAGAAAUCGGUCGUUUGAGACGCUUACAACAUCUCAGACUGACGUACAAUUCCAUUGAAGGCAAGAUUCCUUCCAAUCUCACUCACUGCACGUACCUCAAAACCCUUAAUUUAUCUAUAAACAACAUUAUAGGGCAAAUCCCAGACCAGCUUAGUUCACUCUCUAAGAUACAAAAUCUCGGCCUCGGAGGUAAUUUUCUCACGGGAAACAUCCCAACGUGGAUAGGGAAUCUUUCAUCUCUAUACCUUUUCAGUCUUGGACAAAAUAGUUUCCAAGGAAGCAUACCUCAUGACCUUGGACGACUUUGUUGCUUGGGAAAAUUUACAGUCUACGGUAAUGAGCUCACGGGUGAGAUCCCAUCGUCACUUUACAAUAUCUCCUCCAUUUAUUACUUCUCAGUCACACAAAACCGUUUGCAGGGUAGCCUUCCCAUCGAUGUAGGCCUCACUCUCCCUAAUCUUGAGGUAUUUGCUGGGGGUGUAAAUAAUCUUACCGGAUCCAUUCCUAUGUCAUUGUCAAAUGCUUCUGAGCUUGAGAUACUUGAUUUCGCCGAGAACCAUAUUACUGGUCCUGUGCCUGUGAGUCUAGGGAGCUUAAAGCGCUUAAGUAGACUUAAUUUCGAUGAUAAUCAUCUUGGAAGUGGCAAAUCCGGUAACCUGAAUUUCCUUACAUUUUUGACUAAUUGUACGAAUUUGCGAGUAUUGGGUAUAGCUUACAAUCGUCUAGGAGACGAAUUGCCCGAUUCCAUAUCCAAUCUCUCGACUCAGCUCAGCAUAUUCACUAUGGGUUCAAACAUGAUACAUGGAAGCAUUCCUGUGGGGAUUGGUAACCUUGUCAAUUUGACAUUACUUGGCAUGGAAGGGAAUAUGUUCACUGGUAGUAUCCCUGCUGCCUUGGGGAAACUUAAGAAAUUACAGAAAUUGUAUUUGAACUAUAACAGAUUGUCUGGUCUAAUUCCUUCCUCCAUAGGCAACUUGACCCAAUUGAUUGCAGUGUUCAUGGAGGACAAUAACUUAGAAGGAAAGAUACCUGCUAGUCUUGGAAAUUGUCAAAAUUUGCUGCAAUUGAACCUCUCUUUUAAUAACCUAAGUGGUAUCCUAACAAAAGAAGUUAUAGGUAUUUCUUCCCUUUCCAUUUCAUUUGCAGUGGCGCAUAACUCUUUGAGUGGUUCUUUACCAGUAGAAGUGGGUAACUUGAAAAAUCUCAUGGAGUUGGAAGUCUCUGAGAACAAUUUUUCCGGUGAAAUACCGAACGCACUUGGCAGUUGUGUUAGCUUGGAACGCCUAUACAUGGCCGGUAAUUCCUUCCAAGGAUCAUUCCCUAUCUCCUUUGAGGCUUUAAGAGCACUAGAAGAAUUGGAUCUUUCACGCAAUAAGCUAUCCGGGGUGAUUCCACAAUAUCUUGAGUAUUUCUCAUCCUUGAAGAUACUCAAUCUCUCUUUCAAUGAUUUCGAAGGACAAGUACCAAAACUUGGGCUCUUUGCUAAUGCAAAUGCAAUUUCAGUUGUUGGAAACAGGGGUCUUUGUGGUGGUAUACCAAAACUACAAUUGCCCAUAUGCUCCAAAGAAGCCCCUAAUAGAGGAGGGAAGGUUUCUACAUCAAGUAUAAUAAUCAUAAUUUCCAUUGUGGUUUCAACGAUUGUUGUCAUUUCAUGUUUCGUUACUAUCUUCUCUUGGAUGAGACGCCCACGGAAGAGAGCUUUAGCAGCAUCUUCUUCUAAUGAUUGGCAAUUACGUAUUUCUUACUCGGAGCUAUUUAGAUCAACUAAUGGAUUCUCAGAAGAUAAUUUAGUUGGUCUUGGUAGCUUUGGUUCUGUGUAUAAAGCAGUUCUACAAGAAAGUGAAGCAGUAUGA
Telopea speciosissima is the source of this 2229-nucleotide messenger RNA. RefSeq names its product putative receptor-like protein kinase At3g47110. NCBI's taxonomy places the organism in Eukaryota, Viridiplantae, Streptophyta, Magnoliopsida, Proteales, Proteaceae. The coding region runs from base 1 to 2229 and encodes 742 amino acids. Gene Ontology annotation, biological process: hormone-mediated signaling pathway. The transcript has a single exon. The record is from RefSeq and is a predicted model, not a curated record. Gene Ontology annotation, molecular function: protein binding. Gene Ontology annotation, cellular component: plasma membrane.